Polistes dominula (European paper wasp) is the source of this 2132-nucleotide messenger RNA. RefSeq names its product Inositol-3-phosphate synthase (gene Inos). Gene Ontology annotation, biological process: phospholipid biosynthetic process; inositol biosynthetic process. Lineage: Eukaryota; Metazoa; Arthropoda; Insecta; Hymenoptera; Vespidae. Gene Ontology annotation, molecular function: inositol-3-phosphate synthase activity. The record is from RefSeq and is a predicted model, not a curated record.
UUGAAUAUUAUAUAUAUAUAUGUUGUAAAACUGGUUAAAUAGAUACAUAAAUAUAGAUAGGUUUAUAAAGAGACUGAAAUAGUAGAAGGUCUUCAGUAAUCAGCUAGUUCGAUCGAUCGUAACAUUGAAUAUUCCAUCAGUUUUUAUUUUGACGUAUAUACUUAUAUCUUCCGGUUGGUUUAAUUGUGCGGGUUUUCAAGUUUCAUUUUUAAGUAUAAAAAUUAAAAAAAAAGAAAAAAGUAUAAAUAAAUGAUGGCUUUGAAUAUUCAUAUCGAUUCGCCGAAAGUUAAAUAUACCGAAGAUUAUAUCGAAUCGGAAUACGAAUAUCAAACAACUAAUGUGUCAAAAGACGAUCACGACAAGUACACGGUAAAACCGGUAACAACGAAACUUUUGAUAAGAACCCAAAUAAAAGUUCCGAAACUUGGUGUUAUGUUAGUGGGUUUGGGUGGAAACAAUGGUACAACUAUAACGGCAGCUUUAUUAGCAAACAAACAUAAACUCACGUGGGAAACUAAAACUGGAAUUAAAAAAGCUAAUUGGUAUGGUUCAUUGCUUCAAGCAUCAACCGUUAAAUUAGGAAGCAAAGAUAAUCAAGAUGUAUUUGUACCAAUGUCAUCAAUGUUACCAAUGGUUAAUCCAAACGAUAUUGAAAUUGAUGGUUGGGAUAUUUCAAGUAUGAAUCUUGCCGAUGCCAUGGAACGUGCUAAAGUUAUAGACAUUAAUUUACAAAAACAACUGAAACCUUAUAUGAUUCAUAUAAAACCGAGAAAAAGUAUAUAUUAUCCUGAUUUUAUCGCAUCUAAUCAAAAAGAUAGAGCUGAUAAUGUUAUACAAGAAACAAAACUCGGACAAUUGACAUUGAUUAGAAAAGAUAUUGCGGAAUUUAAAGCGUCGAAAAAUUUGGAUCAAGUUAUCGUUUUGUGGACUGCUAAUACAGAGAGAUUUUCAAAUAUUAAUCCAGGAGUAAAUGAUACUGCUGACAAUUUAUUAAAAGCCAUUAAUGAAAAUCAUCCUGAAAUUAGUCCGAGUACAAUGUUCGCCGUAGCCGCGGCAUUAGAAGGGUGCACUUAUAUAAAUGGUUCACCACAAAAUACAUUUGUACCGGGUGCAAUUGAAUUGGCCGAAAGACAAGGAACGUUUAUCGGCGGUGAUGAUUUUAAAUCGGGCCAAACAAAAUUGAAAUCCGUUCUCGUUGAUUUCUUAGUGUCAGCAGGUAUAAAACCAGUAUCGAUCGUCAGUUACAAUCAUCUUGGAAACAACGAUGGUUACAAUUUAUCAGCACCUCAACAAUUUCGUUCGAAAGAGAUUUCUAAAAGCAACGUAGUAGAUGAUAUGGUUCAAUCUAAUCAAAUCUUAUACGAACCUGGUGAAAAACCAGAUCACUGUGUCGUUAUUAAAUAUGUUCCAUAUGUUGGUGAUAGCAAAAGGGCAAUGGAUGAAUACAUGUCAGAAAUAAUGCUUGGUGGUCAUAAUACUAUAGUAGUACAUAAUACUUGCGAGGAUUCUUUAUUGGCAAGUCCAAUUAUUUUAGAUUUGGUAUUACUUGCUGAAUUAUGUUCUCGUAUUACAUUCCGACAUGAGGAUGAAGGAGUAGAAGAAUCACGACGUUUUGAUAGUAUUCUUUCUAUCCUGUCAUAUUUGUUGAAAGCGCCAUUGGUACCAAAAGGUACACCUGUGAUAAAUGCAUUAUUCAGACAACGUGCUGCUAUAGAAAAUUUAUUAAGAGCAUGUCUUUCAUUACCACCGGAAAAUAACAUGCUUUUGGAAUAUAAAACUAAUCUAAAAAAGUCAUAAUAUCAAAUGAAUUUUUAUGCUUUGCUAAAGUAAAGUAUAUAUAUAAAUAUAUAUAGAUAUAUAUUAAAAAAAAAAAAAACAAAGUCAAAUUAAUAAAUAUGUUAUUUUGGAUAUAAUCAAACAGUAUAAAGGAACUCUCCGUUUAUCCAAAUCCCAUUAAUCCUGAUUUCCGGUUUAUAUUCUAAGUAUAAGAUACUUCUUUAUGAUAUAAAAGAAUCCUCUCAAGAACUGCAUUAUAUAUUGACAAUAUCCUUAUUGAAAUCAAAAUUUAUAAUCUAUGAAAAGAUACAUAAGUAUUUUAUUUUGUACUAUUUGAAUAUUUUUGUAAAAGCAUA